GAAAGGGCGGCGUGGGAGGCGCCUGGGGAGCAGGCAGCCGGCUCGGUCCCGCUCGGCACGGCACGGCUGCGGCGAUGCCACGGGCGAGCAGCCCCACGAGGACCGCGGGCACGGCGGUGCUGGCGCUGCUGGCACUGCUGGCCCUGGGCAGCGGGCAGCACUACGACUACUACGGCUGGCAGCCCGAGAGCGUGCCCCGCGGGCGCUUCUACGGCAGGGAGCCGCAGUGCGUGGACAUCCCGGCCGACAUGCAGCUCUGCUACGACGUGGGCUACAAGCGCAUGCGGCUGCCCAACCUGCUGGAGCACGAGUCCAUGGCCGAGGCCAAGCAGCAGGCCAGCAGCUGGGUGCCCCUGCUCGCCAAGCAGUGCCACACCGACACCCAGCUCUUCCUCUGCUCCCUCUUCGCCCCCGUCUGCCUCGACCGGCCCGUCUACCCGUGCCGCUCGCUCUGCGAGGUGGUGCGCGACUCCUGCGCCCCCGUCAUGGAGUCCUACGGCUUCCCCUGGCCCGAGAUGCUGCACUGCGCCAAGUUCCCCUCCGACCACGACCUCUGCAUCGCCGUCCAGUUCGGGAACAGCCAGGCCACCCCGCCGCCAGUGUCCAGGAUCUGCACGCAGUGCGAGAUGGAGCACAAGGCGGACGGCAUGAUGCAGCAGAUGUGCUCCAGCGACUUCGUGGUGAAGAUGCGCAUCAAGGAGGUGACGGAGGAGAACGGGGAGCGGCGCCUGGUGGCCGCCCAGAAGAAGAAGGUGCUGAAGCUGGGCCCCCUCAAGCGCAAGGACACCAAGAAGCUGGUGCUGCACAUGAGGAACGCGGGCUCCUGCCCCUGUCCCCAGCUCGACAGCCUCAGCGGCAGCUUCCUGGUGAUGGGCCGCAAGGUGGGCGGCCGCCUGCUCCUCCUCGCCAUCUACCCCUGGCAGAAGCACAACAAGGAGAUGAAGUUCGCCGUCAAGUUCAUGUUCUCCUACCCUUGCCCCCUCUACCACCCCCUGCUCUACGGGGCCGGGCAGCGCUAGGGCUCUGCCCCGGGACUCCUGCACUCGCCCUGCUCCGCACCCUUGGUGGCACCCCAGGACCCCGGAGAUUCCCAGCUGCAUUCAAGGGAGCCUCGAUCUGCACCCAGGACCCCUGUCCCCUCCUGAACCCCCAGCUCUGCACCCCCAGGACCCCUGCCUGCGCAUACAGCCCCUGCUUCUCCCUUGGCUGCCCCAAGACCUCAACCCUGCACCCCCUGCCCAGCUCCUAAUUACGUGACUCAGACCCUCAGCCUCCCCAAAUCCCUCCUCCAGCCCCCCAGAGCAUCCCCAUGCCGUGUUCCCUCCUGCAGAGCUCGUGCC
Molecule: messenger RNA, 1340 nt
Organism: Cygnus olor (mute swan)
Lineage: Eukaryota; Metazoa; Chordata; Aves; Anseriformes; Anatidae
Gene: SFRP5
Product: secreted frizzled related protein 5
Exons: 3
Coding region: 75-1019 (314 amino acids)
Biological process (GO): canonical Wnt signaling pathway; negative regulation of canonical Wnt signaling pathway; non-canonical Wnt signaling pathway
Molecular function (GO): Wnt-protein binding
Source: RefSeq, a predicted model, not a curated record